AAUAUUCGCAGGAGUUCGGCGCUGCUGGACUGAUCCUGUACACGGACCCGGAGGACACGGUGGGGAGCGGCGGGGAGGCGGACAUGUACCCGCGCGGCUGGUACCUGCCGGGGUCAGGUGUGCAGAGGGGAAACAUCCUCAACAGCGCAGGCGCAGGAGAGCCGCUCACACCGGGAUAUCCCGCUAAAGACUACAUGUUCCGGAUUGAGCAGAACGAGACAGACGCGCUGGCGAGGAUACCCGUACAUCCCAUCGGCUACAGCGACGCCUGGCACAUCCUCAAUGCGAUCGGAGGCCCAGCCGCCCCGGCAGAGUGGGCGGGAGGACUCAACAUCACCUACCGCCUGGGACCGGGCUUCGACUCGGCAAGCUGGGCUCGGUCCAUAAAGAUGAACAUCCGCGUGCGGAACGAACGGAGAGACAUCUUCAACACAGUCGGCGUCAUCAGGGGGAGAGUGGAGCCUGACCGUUACGUGAUCAUGGGGAACCACCGUGACUCCUGGACCCUGGGCGCGGUGGACCCGACCAGCGGCACCGCCGUUAUGGUGGAGGUGACCCGGGCCUUCAUGAGGAUGGUCGAACGGGGCUGGAGACCGCGGAGAUCGCUGGUGUUCUGUACCUGGGACGGGGAGGAGUAUGGGAUACACGGUUCCAUGGAGCACGUAGAGGAGUUCCACAAAAAGCUGGCGUCGAGGGCGGUUGUCUACAUCAACAUCGACACAGCAGUCAGAGCGACCUACACGUUGCGACCCAGAAUAUCCCCAUCUGCUCGGCAAGAAGUACGGGAAGCCACCAAACGGUUGCCAUGGCCGGAAACCGUCCCAGAAGGCACUACGAUGUACGACGUUUGGCGCAAGCGCAGUCCGAUCGACCCAAACGACGCGGAUACACAACCAAGAAUCAGUCUCCUGGGCUCAGGCAGCGACUUUGCCGGCUUCGUGCAUAGAGUUGGGGUGUCCUGCAUUGACCUCAGCUUCACCUUUGACCCUGCACUUGGUGUGUCAAACUACCCCCUGUACCACACUGGGUACGAGACCUUCCAUCUCCAGGCCGACAUCAUUGACCCUGGGUUCAAGUUCAACCGCGGCAUCGCCCAGCUGGCGGCUGACCUGGUCAGGGGGUUCGCUGACCCCGUCAUCCUGCCCUUUGACCUGAUGGAAUAUGCUAAUUACCUUGGAGUCAUGCGCUCUGACCUGCAGGCGGAGUACGGCACCGAUUUGGCCAAUCAGGGCAUUUCUUCAGACUCUCUGGACUCGGCCAUCCAAAACUUCACAGACGCCGCCCAAGCCUUCCACAGCCGGCUGCAGGCCAUCGACAAGAACAACCCGUUCGAAGUGCGCAUGUUCAACGAUCAGCUGAUGCAGUUGGAGCGCGCCUUCAUCGACCCGCUAGGCCUGCCGGGAAGACCCUUCUACAGACACACCUUGAUGGCGCCCAGUAAACACAACAAGUACGUGUCGGACCCCUUCCCCGGCUUGACCGACACCAUCUUCGACGCCGAGCGGUCGACAGACCCGGCACCCGCCUGGAGGGAGGUGGCCAAGCAGAUGUCAAUCAUCGCCUUCAAUAUCCAAUCAGCGGCCAGCACCCUGAUGACGCCGGCUUAACUGUCAUGUGCGAGGUCCAAUCGUAGGAGAGAUAUAUUCAUAGCUUCCAAUCAGCUACCAGCACCCUGAUGACGCCGGCCUAACCGUGCCAACUGUCAACUGUGAUGUCUAAUCAUAGUAACGGACCAUUCUAGCGUCAUGUUUUUUCUUCCAAUCACCAGCGGGUAUACGGCUGACGCAUUUUAAACAUAUAACUUGAAAUAUCGCAAGAGCCUUUAGUUCAAGUUUCCGCAGCAAUCUUUCUCAGGUGUUUAUCUUCUGUGCUCGUUAGUAAGUUUUGAUAAAACUUUUUUUUUCAAUUAGCUGAAUGUAUGUACUUUCACAGAACAAAAAUGCUUCAUAUGUGUGGGUAAGCAGUUGCAAGUGAAAGGCUCACGGAUUGUUUGAUUAUUUAUUUUCAAUUGUACGUAAGACAUGUCUGAAAGUAACAUGCCGUGGAUUUAAUGUAAAUCAUUAGGAAAUCAUAAAGAAGACUCCAUGUAAACGGCCUGAACUCAGACAGGACC
Branchiostoma floridae (Florida lancelet) is the source of this 2113-nucleotide messenger RNA. Its product is annotated as N-acetylated-alpha-linked acidic dipeptidase 2-like. The transcript has 14 exons. The record is from RefSeq and is a predicted model, not a curated record. Gene Ontology annotation, molecular function: carboxypeptidase activity. NCBI's taxonomy places the organism in Eukaryota, Metazoa, Chordata, Leptocardii, Amphioxiformes, Branchiostomatidae. Bases 84 to 1607 code for a protein of 507 amino acids.